Paramecium sonneborni is the source of this 1101-nucleotide messenger RNA. The record is from the annotation of a GenBank genome assembly. NCBI's taxonomy places the organism in Eukaryota, Ciliophora, Oligohymenophorea, Peniculida, Parameciidae.
CAACAAUGCCAAUAACGAGUACUUCUCGAUUCCAUAUAAAUUAGAUGAUCUAUUUUAAGAGUUACUUGCCUUCGAAGAUCGAUACCAAAAGGGUUCAGACAAAUAUGAUGUGAUUCAAAAAUUAGUUGAUUUAUAUGCUGUUUUAAUAGAGCAUUAUGAUAGUAUAUAAGUAAUAAAUAACAGCCAAAAGUAGGACCCUGUUGGAUAUUAUUUUAAUGAGAAAUUAUAAUCUUUGUUUGCAUGUUAACGAGCUUUGAAGACCAUUCGUAAAAUAAAUUAGGAUCAAGGCACAUUUGUGCCUGUACAAUGUUAAAGUUUAAUAGUAUAAGAGACAAGAAGUAUAGAAAAUAGUUAGGAGAGCACAAAAGCAAAAGUAUGAAUGUAAUAAAAUUGUAAAGUAAGUGGUUUGUGUGGAAUCGAAGAAAAGAGAAAGACAGACAAAGGCGAAGAUAGCGAUGGAAAUUUAGGAUUAAAUUGAAUGUAAUUAGAAUAGCUUAGAAAAUAUGAUAACAGGAUAUCAAAAGACUUCGCAUUAAAAUUAGAAGGUGAUAGAGGAUGACUUAAAAAGACAGGAUGAUAACUUUUUAUAAAGAAGAUAAAAAAGAGAGAGUAAGAAAAUAAUAUAUUGAUUAAAUAGAAACAACAUAAAUGAGAAGAUCUAGUCGAAUGUGCUCCACAAAAUGUAGUACAGAAAGAUUGGAUGUUUUUGAAAGCUGUAUAGAAUUUUCGAAUGGAGGAUUAGAAUAGAUACGAGAAUUGAAUAAUAAUAAACUAUUGUAGUUUUUAAAAGAACAAUCAGAUUAAGUUAGUUCAGAUAAAAAUUAAUAUUAAGAGUGUGCAUAAGUUGAAGAUGUAUAGCCAUUUGAAGAUGUGAAAGUAGAAGAGACAGAUGAUAUGGAUAAUAUUAUACCUCCAAGAAGACAAAUUAGAGAAUCUUCAUCGGAAGAUAUAAAUGAUUCUCCACCUCAGUAAUAAAGAAAGGUUAAGUAAUUUGGAAUGAUUGAUAAUGAUGGAGAUUUAUUAUUAAUAGAAGAUGAACAGAAUCUAAUCAGUGAUUUAAAUAUCGAAUUAAAUAAUAACUAUAAUUAGAAUGAGAGUUGA